Rotaria sp. Silwood1 is the source of this 387-nucleotide messenger RNA. The record is from the annotation of a GenBank genome assembly. Lineage: Eukaryota; Metazoa; Rotifera; Eurotatoria; Philodinida; Philodinidae.
AUGGAAGAGAUGCAGUCAUUGCCAAAACCUCAAACAUCUGACGCUACUUUACCGUCAGUACCAUACUCGAAUUCACUUCUUAAGCUCCAGGCACACUUGAAUAGCAAGACAUGUAGUUGUUGUUUCAAUCUUCAUCCAUUGACUACUGCUCGAAUCGUCAAUGAACGAGCUAUGUCAGGCUAUGUUGCUAAUUUGUGGACACUCGGAGAAAGUCGCUGGACAUCGGAAGUCAGUGCUCCGUUUUAUGGUGAUGAACCUAUACCCAAUAAUCCAGUUGGAGAUAUUUGGCAUAAUUAUUCCUUCGAGCGACCGAAUCAAACUAUGCUUGAUAACACACAAUCUCGACAACUCGUUCGGGAUCUGAAAGAGACUCAACGUCGAGAGUGA